Acipenser ruthenus (sterlet) is the source of this 592-nucleotide messenger RNA. Its product is annotated as parvalbumin-2-like. Lineage: Eukaryota; Metazoa; Chordata; Actinopteri; Acipenseriformes; Acipenseridae. The transcript is spliced from 5 exons. The record is from RefSeq and is a predicted model, not a curated record. Gene Ontology annotation, cellular component: cytoplasm; nucleus. Bases 141 to 467 code for a protein of 108 amino acids. Gene Ontology annotation, molecular function: calcium ion binding.
CACGUGAUAUUAGUUGAACAAUUUGUUUAGCUGGCAGGGUUCUAGCCUACAUAAGCCGGUCCCGUCUAGGGAUAGACACUGCACAGCAGCGUCUUCGUUUUCACUUUGCAUUCAAUCCAGAAACUACCAAGAGUUUGAAAAUGGCCUUCGCCGGACUGCUGAAAGACGAGGAUAUCGCCGCAGCCAUCAAGGACUGCCAAGCUCCGGAAUCCUUCAAUCACAAGGCAUUCUUUGCCAAGGUUGGUCUGGCUAGUAAGUCUGCUGCAGAUACAGAAAAAGUUUUCAAAAUCAUUGACCAGGACCAGAGCGGAUUCAUUGAGGAAGAAGAGCUGAAGCUGUUUCUGCAGAAUUUCUCUGCUGGCGCCAGAGCUCUGACUGAUAAAGAGACCGCUGUGUUCCUCGCAGCUGGUGACUCCGACGGUGACGGCAAAAUCGGAGUUGAUGAAUUCCAGUCCUUGGUGAAGUAAAGGCACAGCCAGCAGCCAAUAGAAACUUUGUAUUAUGCAAUACUCUGUACAGUUAAUGGCAUUUGUAAACGUUAGUGCCUUGUUUUUCUCUUGUGAUAUCCUUUACAAUUAAAAAUUAAAAACAA